GCGAUGCCCAGCGGCGCGGCGGGCGGCGGGGCCCGGCGGGGCGCGCAGAGGAGCGGGCCGCGGCGCUGAGGCGGCGGAGCGCGGCCCCGCCAUGGGCUUCCUGCACCAGCUGCAGCUGCUGCUCUGGAAGAACGUGACGCUCAAACGCCGGAGCCCGUGGGUCCUGGCCUUUGAGAUCUUCAUUCCGCUGGUGCUGUUCUUCAUCCUGCUGGGGCUGCGGCAGAAGAAGCCCACCAUCUCCGUGAAGGAAGUCUCCUUCUACACCGCGGCGCCCUUGACGUCUGCCGGCAUUCUGCCCGUCAUGCAGUCGCUGUGCCCAGAUGGCCAGCGGGACGAGUUUGGCUUCCUGCAGUAUGCCAACUCCACGGUCACUCAGCUGCUCGAGCGCCUGGACCGCGUGGUGGAGGAAGGCAACCUGUUUGACCCAGCGCGGCCCGGCCUGGGCUCGGAGCUCGAGGCCCUGCGCCAGCAUCUGGAGGCCCUCAGCGCAGGCCCGGGCACCCCAGAGAGCUACCCCGACAGACCCACAGUGUCGUCCUUCUCGCUGGACUCGGUGGCCAGAGACCCGCAGGAGCUCUGGCGUUUCCUGACGCAGAACCUGUCGCUGCCCGAUAGCGCGGCUCACGCCCUCCUGUUCGCCCGCGUGGACCCGCCCGAGGUCUACCACCUGCUGUUCGGUCCCUCGCCUGCCCUGGAUUCAGAGUCCGGCCUUCCCAAGGGUCAGGAGCCCUGGAGCCACCUGGGGAGCAAUCCCCUGUUCCGGAUGGAGGAGCUGCUGCUGGCUCCUGCCCUCCUGGAACGGCUCACCUGCGCCCCGGGCUCCGGGGAGCUGGGCCGGAUCCUCACUGUGCCUGAGAGUCAGAAGGGGGCCCUGCAGGGCUACCAGGAUGCUGUUUGCAGUGGGCAGGCUACUGCACGUGCCAGGCGCUUCUCUGGGCUGGCCACUGAGCUCCGGAACCAGCUGGACAUGGCCAAGGUCUCCCAGCAGCUGGGCCUGGAUGCCCCCAACGGCUCGGACUCCCCGCCACAGGCGCCACCCCCGCGGAGGCUGCAGGCGCUUCUGGGAGACCUGCUGGAUGCCCAGAAGGUUCUGCAGGAUGUGGAUGUCCUGUCGGCCCUGGCCCUGCUGCUGCCCCAGGGUGCCUGUGCUGGCCGGACCCCCGGACCCCUGGCCAGCGGUACGGGCGGCACAGCCAAUGGCACUGGGGUGGGCACGGCCUCGGGCCCCAAUGCCACCGCCGAGGAGGACACACCUUCUGCUGCAGCGCCCGCCACCCCGGACAUGCUGCAGGGCCAGUGCUCCGCCUUCGUGCAGCUCUGGGCCGGCCUGCAGCCCAUCUUGUGUGGUAACAACCGCACCAUUGAGCCCGAGGCGCUGCGGCGGGGCAACAUGAGCUCCCUGGGCUUCACGAGCAAGGAACAGCGGAACCUGGGCCUCCUUGUGCACCUCAUGACCAGCAACCCCAAAAUCCUGUACGCCCCCGCGGGCUCUGAGGUUGACCGCGUCAUCCUCAAGGCCAACGAAACUUUUGCAUUUGUGGGCAACGUGACUCACUACGCCCAGGUCUGGCUCAACAUCUCGGCGGAGAUCCGCAGCUUCCUGGAGCAGGGCAGGCUGCAGCAACACCUGCACUGGCUGCAGCAGUAUGUGGCAGAGCUGCGGCUGCACCCCGAGGCACUGAACCUGUCGCUGGAUGAACUGCCACCCGCCCUGCGCCAGGACAACUUCUCGCUGCCCAGCGGCAUGGCCCUCCUGCAGCAACUGGACACCAUUGACAACGCGGCCUGCGGCUGGAUCCAGUUCAUGUCCAAGGUGAGCGUGGACAUCUUCAAGGGCUUCCCCGAUGAGGAGAGCAUUGUCAACUAUACGCUCAACCAGGCCUACCAGGACAACGUCACCGUGUUUGCCAGUGUGAUCUUCCAGACGCGGAAAGAUGGCUCGCUCCCGCCGCACGUGCACUACAAGAUCCGGCAGAACUCCAGCUUCACUGAGAAGACCAACGAGAUCCGACGCGCCUACUGGCGGCCCGGGCCCAACACUGGCGGCCGCUUCUACUUCCUUUAUGGCUUUGUCUGGAUCCAGGACAUGAUGGAGCGUGCCAUCAUCGACACCUUCGUGGGGCACGACGUGGUGGAGCCGGGCAGCUACGUGCAGAUGUUCCCCUACCCCUGCUACACGCGGGAUGACUUCUUGUUUGUCAUUGAGCACAUGAUGCCGCUGUGCAUGGUGAUCUCCUGGGUCUACUCCGUGGCCAUGACCAUCCAGCACAUUGUGGCGGAGAAGGAGCACCGGCUCAAGGAGGUGAUGAAGACCAUGGGCCUGAACAACGCGGUGCACUGGGUGGCCUGGUUCAUCACCGGCUUCGUGCAGCUGUCCAUCUCGGUGACUGCACUCACCGCCAUCCUCAAGUACGGCCAGGUUCUUAUGCAUAGCCACGUGGUCAUCAUCUGGCUCUUCCUGGCCGUCUACGCCGUGGCCACCAUCAUGUUCUGCUUCUUGGUAUCCGUGCUGUACUCCAAGGCCAAGCUGGCCUCAGCCUGUGGUGGCAUCAUCUACUUCCUGAGCUAUGUGCCCUACAUGUACGUGGCGAUCCGAGAGGAGGUGGCUCAUGAUAAGAUCACGGCCUUCGAGAAGUGCAUUGCGUCUCUCAUGUCCACAACGGCCUUCGGCCUGGGCUCCAAGUACUUCGCGCUGUACGAGGUGGCUGGCGUGGGCAUCCAGUGGCACACCUUCAGCCAGUCCCCGGUGGAGGGGGACGACUUCAACCUGCUCCUGGCCGUGGCCAUGCUGAUGGUGGAUGCCGUGGUCUAUGGGAUCCUCACGUGGUACAUCGAGGCGGUGCACCCAGGCAUGUACGGGCUGCCCCGGCCCUGGUACUUCCCACUGCAGAAGUCCUACUGGCUGGGCAGUGGGCGGACAGAAGCCUGGGAGUGGAGCUGGCCAUGGGCACGUACCCCCCGCCUCAGUGUCAUGGAGGAGGACCAGGCCUGCGCCAUGGAGAGCCGGCGCUUUGAGGAGACCCGUGGCAUGGAAGAGGAGCCCACCCACCUGCCUCUGGUUGUCUGUGUGGACAAACUGACCAAGAUCUACAAGGAUGACAAGAAGCUGGCCCUAAACAAGCUGAGCCUGAACCUCUACGAGAACCAGGUGGUCUCUUUCCUGGGCCACAAUGGGGCGGGCAAGACCACCACCAUGUCCAUCCUGACCGGCCUGUUCCCGCCCACGUCGGGUUCCGCCACCAUCUACGGGCAUGACAUCCGCACGGAGAUGGAUGAGAUCCGCAAGAACCUGGGCAUGUGCCCGCAGCACAACGUGCUCUUCGACCGGCUCACGGUGGAGGAGCACCUCUGGUUCUACUCGAGGCUCAAGAGCAUGGCCCAGGAGGAGAUCCGCAAAGAGAUGGACAAGAUGAUCGAGGACCUGGAGCUCUCCAACAAGCGGCACUCGCUGGUGCAGACGCUGUCCGGUGGCAUGAAGCGCAAGCUCUCCGUGGCCAUCGCCUUCGUGGGCGGCUCUCGUGCCAUCAUCCUGGACGAGCCCACGGCUGGCGUGGACCCCUACGCGCGCCGCGCCAUCUGGGACCUCAUCCUGAAGUACAAGCCGGGCCGCACCAUCCUUCUGUCCACACACCACAUGGACGAGGCCGACCUGCUUGGGGACCGCAUUGCCAUCAUCUCCCACGGGAAGCUCAAGUGCUGUGGCUCCCCGCUCUUCCUCAAGGGCACCUACGGAGACGGGUACCGCCUCACGCUGGUCAAGCGGCCCGCUGAGCCGGGGGCCCCCCCAGAGCCAGGGCUGGCCUCCAGCCCUCCAGGCCGGGCCCAGCUGAGCAGCUGCUCGGAGCCCCAGGUGUCCCAGUUUAUCCGCACGCACGUGGCCUCCUGCCUGCUGGUCUCGGACACCAGCACGGAGCUCUCCUACAUCCUGCCCAGCGAGGCCGCCAAGAAGGGGGCCUUUGAGCGCCUUUUCCAGCACCUGGAGCGCAGCCUGGAUGCGCUGCACCUCAGCAGCUUCGGGCUGAUGGACACGACUCUGGAGGAGGUGUUCCUCAAGGUGUCUGAGGAGGAUCAGUCGCUGGAGAACAGUGAGGCCGAUGUGAAGGAGUCCAGGAAGGACGUACUCUCUGGGACAGAGGGCCCAGCGUCUGGGGAGGGCCACGCCGGCAACCUGGCCUGGUGCUCAGAGCUGGCACAGUCACAGGCCUCGCUGCAGUCUGUGUCAUCGGUGGGCUCUGCCCGUGGUGACGAGGGAGCUGGCUACGCCGACGUAUAUGGCGACUACCGCCCCCUCUUUGAUAACCCGCAGGACCCAGACAACGUCAGCCUGCAAGAGGCCGAGGCGGAGACCCUGUCGAGGGUCGGCCAGGGCAGUUGCAAGCUGGACGGCGGGUGGCUGAAGCUUCGCCAGUUCCACGGGCUGCUGGUUAAACGUUUCCACUGUGCCCGCCGAAACUCCAAGGCCCUCUUCUCCCAGAUCCUGCUGCCCGCCUUCUUCGUCUGCGUGGCCAUGACUGUGGCGCUGUCCGUCCCCGAGAUUGGUGACCUGCCUCCGCUGGUCCUGUCACCCUCCCAGUACCACAACUACACCCAGCCCCGCGGCAACUUCAUCCCCUACGCCAACGAGGAGCGCCACGAGUACCGACUGCGGUCGCCCGAUGCCAGCCCCCAGCAGCUCGUGAGCACGUUCCGGCUGCCGUCCGGCGUGGGCGCCACCUGCGUGCUCAAGUCUCCCGCCAACGGCUCACUGGGGCCCACGCUGAACCUGAGCAGCGGGGAGUCUCGCCUGCUGGCCGCUCGGUUCUUCGACAGCAUGUGCCUGGAGUCCUUCACGCAGGGCCUGCCACUGUCUAACUUUGUGCCUCCUCCACCUUCGCCCGCCCCGUCCGACUCCCCGCCGUCCCUGGAUGAGGACCUGCAGGCCUGGAACACCUCUCUACCGCCCACUACCGGGCCAGAAAUGUGGACGUCGGCGCCCUCCCUGCCGCGCCUGGUUCGGGAGCCCGUCCGCUGCACCUGCUCCUCGCAGGGCACCGGCUUCUCCUGCCCCAGCAGUGUGGGGGGGCACCCGCCCCAGAUGCGGGUGGUCACAGGCGACAUCCUGACCGACAUCACUGGCCACAAUGUCUCUGAGUACCUACUCUUCACCUCUGACCGCUUCCGACUACACCGGUACGGGGCCAUCACCUUUGGCAACGUCCUGAAGUCCAUCCCGGCCUCAUUUGGCGCCAGGGCCCCGCCCAUGGUGAGGAAGAUCGCGGUGCGCAGGGCUGCCCAGGUUUUCUACAACAACAAGGGCUACCACAGCAUGCCCACCUACCUCAACAGCCUCAACAAUGCCAUCCUGCGUGCCAACCUGCCCAAGAGCAAGGGCAACCCGGCAGCCUACGGCAUCACGGUCACCAACCACCCCAUGAACAAGACCAGUGCCAGCCUCUCCCUGGAUUACCUGCUGCAGGGCACGGACGUCGUCAUUGCCAUCUUCAUCAUCGUGGCCAUGUCGUUCGUGCCAGCCAGCUUCGUAGUCUUCCUCGUGGCGGAGAAGUCCACCAAGGCCAAGCACCUGCAGUUUGUCAGUGGCUGCAACCCCGUCAUCUACUGGCUGGCCAACUACGUGUGGGACAUGCUCAACUACCUGGUCCCCGCCACCUGCUGCGUCAUCAUCUUGUUCGUGUUCGACCUGCCGGCCUACACGUCGCCCACCAACUUCCCCGCUGUCCUCUCUCUCUUCCUGCUCUAUGGGUGGUCCAUCACGCCCAUCAUGUACCCGGCCUCCUUCUGGUUUGAGGUCCCCAGCUCAGCCUAUGUAUUCCUCAUCGUCAUCAAUCUCUUCAUCGGCAUCACCGCCACUGUGGCCACUUUCCUGCUACAGCUCUUUGAGCAUGACAAGGACCUGAAGGUCGUCAACAGUUACCUGAAAAGCUGCUUUCUCAUUUUCCCCAACUACAACCUGGGCCACGGGCUCAUGGAGAUGGCCUACAACGAGUACAUCAAUGAGUACUACGCCAAGAUCGGCCAGUUUGACAAGAUGAAGUCCCCGUUCGAGUGGGACAUCGUCACCCGCGGGCUGGUGGCCAUGGCAGUUGAGGGCGUCGUGGGCUUCUUCCUGACCAUCAUGUGCCAGUACAACUUCCUGCGGCAGCCGCAGCGCAUGCCCGUGUCUACCAAGCCUGUGGAGGAUGACGUGGACGUGGCCAGCGAAAGGCAGCGAGUGCUCCGGGGAGACGCAGACAACGACAUGGUCAAGAUUGAGAACCUGACCAAGGUCUACAAGUCACGGAAGAUUGGCCGCAUCCUGGCCGUUGACCGCCUGUGCCUGGGUGUGCGUCCCGGCGAGUGCUUCGGCCUCCUGGGCGUCAACGGUGCGGGCAAGACCAGCACCUUCAAGAUGCUGACCGGCGACGAGAGCACGACGGGGGGCGAGGCAUUCGUGAACGGGCACAGCGUGCUGAAGGAGCUGCUCCAGGUGCAGCAGAGCCUCGGCUACUGCCCGCAGUGCGACGCGCUAUUCGACGAGCUCACGGCCCGGGAGCACCUGCAGCUGUACACACGGCUGCGCGGAAUCCCCUGGAAGGACGAGGCCCGGGUGGUGAAGUGGGCUCUGGAAAAGCUGGAGCUGACCAAGUACGCAGACAAGCCGGCCGGCACCUACAGCGGCGGUAACAAGCGGAAGCUCUCCACGGCCAUCGCCCUCAUCGGGUACCCGGCCUUCAUUUUCCUGGACGAGCCCACCACGGGCAUGGACCCCAAGGCCCGGCGCUUUCUCUGGAACCUCAUCCUUGACCUCAUUAAGACAGGACGUUCAGUGGUGCUGACAUCACACAGCAUGGAGGAGUGCGAGGCGCUGUGCACGCGGCUGGCCAUCAUGGUGAACGGACGCUUGCGGUGCUUGGGCAGCAUCCAGCACCUGAAGAACCGGUUCGGAGAUGGUUACAUGAUCACGGUGAGAACGAAGAGCAGCCAGAGCGUGAAGGACGUGGUGCGGUUCUUCAACCGGAACUUCCCGGAAGCCAUGCUCAAGGAGCGCCACCACACCAAGGUGCAGUACCAGCUCAAGUCGGAGCACAUCUCACUGGCUCAGGUGUUCAGCAAGAUGGAGCAGGUGUCCGGCCUGCUGGGCAUCGAGGACUACUCCGUCAGCCAGACCACACUGGACAACGUAUUCGUGAACUUCGCCAAGAAGCAGAGCGAUAACCUGGAACAGCAGGAGACGGAGGCGCCGUCCGCACUGCAGUCCCCUCUCGGCUGCCUGCUCAGCCUGCUCCGGCCCCGGCUGGCCCCCACGGAGCUCCGGGCACUUGUGGCGGAGGAGCCUGAGGACCUGGACACGGAGGACGAGGGCCUCAUCAGCUUCGAGGAGGAACGGGCCCGGCUGUCCUUCAACACAGACACACUCUGCUGACCACCCGGCGCUGGACCAGGAAGGACACACUCCGCUGACCACCCGGUGCUGGACCAGGGACUUGACAGUGGGGACCGCAGUCCCCCAGUGCCUGCUGCCAGGCCCUGGAGUGGAGGCUGAGGACCAAUGGCUUCUGGCGCUGCAGCCCCUGUACUUGGCCACGCCCUGUGGUCACUGCGGCUGCCGCCCCCAAUUGUGCCAAAGGCUGACCCGGCCCAGGCUGCACACACCCUCGCCCCGCUUCGCCUUAAAGCCUCGGGGUCCACCGGGCCCCUCACCCCUGCCUGGCCCUGCUCUCCGCCUGAGGCGACACCAGCUGGACCAGGCCCUGCUGGCCUUUCUUCUGCCCGGCCUCAGAACCAGCUGUUUUCCCUGCAGUGAAGGCUGAUGCCGGGGCGGGCCGUAAGCGGGGCUGGGUCAGUCAUAUUUAUUUUACUUUGAGAAGAGUCUCUCCUGGCCCUGCUUUCCUGCAGAGAGGUGGCCGCCCCAUGGAACGCCAUCAGCUUGGGCCAGAUGGCAGGUGGCAGGAACGGAGAAGCUGGCUCUGCUGGCCAUGCGAGGGGCCGGACCCACCCCCCAGCUGCCGCUGCUCUCCCACCCAGCUUAGCCCCCUCCCCGCCCACCUGCCUGGGAGCCGGACCUGUACAUACUGCACAGAUGUUUGUUUUAAAUAAAUAAACAAAACGCC
Messenger RNA from Cebus imitator (Panamanian white-faced capuchin), 8087 nucleotides. It is a transcript of the gene ABCA2, whose product is annotated as ATP binding cassette subfamily A member 2. Bases 92 to 7399 code for a protein of 2435 amino acids. Lineage: Eukaryota; Metazoa; Chordata; Mammalia; Primates; Cebidae. The transcript is spliced from 49 exons. Gene Ontology annotation, molecular function: ATP binding; ABC-type transporter activity; lipid carrier activity. Gene Ontology annotation, biological process: lipid transport; transmembrane transport. The record is from RefSeq and is a predicted model, not a curated record. Gene Ontology annotation, cellular component: membrane; intracellular membrane-bounded organelle.